Molecule: messenger RNA, 879 nt
Organism: Culicoides brevitarsis
Lineage: Eukaryota; Metazoa; Arthropoda; Insecta; Diptera; Ceratopogonidae
Gene: Prosbeta1
Product: proteasome subunit beta type-6
Exons: 3
Coding region: 116-805 (229 amino acids)
Cellular component (GO): proteasome core complex
Molecular function (GO): threonine-type endopeptidase activity
Source: RefSeq, a predicted model, not a curated record
AGACAUAAUAAAAUGACUUGACAGGUCGAUUUAGUGAGUAAUUUUUGCAAAGUCAUUUAUCGACAUCGAAAUCGACUUCAAUUAUAACCAAACUUUUGGACUGAAAAUUUCAAACAUGUAUGGAGCAUUAGAUUUUAUUAAUACCGAAGUUAGCACGGGUACAACAAUUAUGGCCGUCGAGUUCAAGGAUGGCGUCAUUAUUGGAGCAGAUUCACGAACAAGUAUGGGAAACUAUGUUGCUAAUAGGGUCACCGACAAGCUGACAAAAAUAACAGAUAAGAUAUAUUGUUGUCGGUCAGGAUCAGCAGCUGAUACUCAAGCGAUUGCUGGUAUUGUUGCCUACGCACUUAACUUUCAAGAAAAUCAAUCCGGAGAAGAGGCCCUUGUUUCUGAAGCAGCAACAGAAAUGCGAAAAUAUUGUUAUGAUUAUCGUGACUCAUUAAUGGCAGGAAUUAUUGUUGCUGGAUAUGACAAAAGAUAUGGGGGACAAGUUUAUUCCAUCCCCUUAGGAGGAAUGUGUAUUCGGCAAGCAUGUACGAUUGGAGGCUCAGGGUCAUCAUUUGUGUAUGGUUUUAUAAGAGAAAAUUAUCGUGAAGGGAUGGAAAGAGAAGAAUGUGUUGAAUUUGUAAAGAAAACUGUUUUUCAUGCCAUGCAUUUUGAUGGAAGUUCGGGUGGGGUUUGUCGCAUUGGAAUCAUCACAAAAGAUGGCGUAGAACGUCGCGUAUUUUUAGGUUCAGAGGACCCAGCCAAUAUUCCGACUGAAAUAGAAAUGCAGUCACCUCCCUCUGUUGAUCUGAAAACUUAAACGAAAAAAAUUGGGAUCGAAUUCUUUUAAUGAUGUUUUUUUUUGAAUAUAAAUACAUACUUAUUUACAUUAAA